AUGUCUCCCUCCACUUCCUUUGGACCCACAGCGGUGCGUGCCGACACGACAAAGAUACUUGCUGAUCUUCGCAAGUUGAUGGCUCAGCAUAACGUUGAUGUAUAUGUUGUGCCUUCUGAAGACGCUCAUCAGAGCGAAUAUAUUGCUCCUGUGGACGCUCGGCGUGCGUUUGUAUCCGGAUUCACGGGUUCGGCAGGCUGCGCUGUCGUGACUGCGACGAAAGCCUCGCUCGCAACGGACGGCCGCUACUUUCUUCAAGCCGAGCAGGAGCUGGAUUCCAACUGGGAGUUGCUUAAGCAAGGACUUCCGGAUGUGCCUACUUGGCAAGAAUGGGUCUUGCGGGAGGCUGAAGGAGGAAAAAACGUCGGUGUUGAUGCCACGCUGCUUACUGCUGCCCAAGCGAAGAGUCUCGCGGAAAAGCUCAAGAGCCGGAAGGGCGGAUCACUUGUGGGUAUGGACCUCAACUUGGUUGAUAUGGUCUGGGAGGAUCAGCCGAUGCGCCCGAAAGAGAAAGUGAGGGUUCUUGGAUUGGAGUACGCCGGCAAGCCUUUUGAGGAGAAGCUGGUCGAUAUACGGAAAGAGAUCGAAAAGCAGAAAGGAUCUGGACUGAUCGUGUCUAUGCUGGAUGAAAUUGCGUGGCUAUUCAACCUACGUGGAAAUGAUAUUCCCUACAACCCCGUCUUCUUCUCUUACGCAUUUGUGACACCUACCGAGGCUACUUUAUACAUUGAUGAAGACAAAGUCACCGCUGAGGUUAAAGAGUAUCUUGGAGAUUCGGUGAAGGUCAAACCCUACCAAGCGAUUUUCGAGGAUAUGAAGAGCUUUGGCGAAGUUACCGCGACUGCUGACCUCAAGGUUCUCGCGACUUCAAGUGCUUCUUGGGCCUUGACCAAGAGUAUUGAGCAAACCAAGUUGACGACCUUGAAAUCUGCACCGAUUGAGGCUGCCAAGGCGGUCAAAAAUUCUACAGAAGUUGAAGGUAUGCGAAAUGCGCAUAUCAAAGAUGGCGUUGCUCAGAUCCAGUAUUUCGCGUGGCUUGAAAGGGCUUUGAGUUCUGGCGCAUCUCUUGAUGAGGUUCAAGUUGCCGAUAAGUUGGAGGAGUACAGAUCACUUCAAAAGGAUUUUGUCGGACUCAGUUUCCCAACAAUUUCUUCGGCGGGAUCCAAUGGCGCGAUUAUUCAUUACCAACCUGAGAAGAACACUUGUGCGCUGGUGAAGAAGGACCUGAUCUAUCUUUGCGAUUCCGGUGCCCAAUUCUUGGACGGAACAACUGACUCAACCCGUACGCUGCAUUACGGAGAGCCUACUGAGGCAGAGAGAAAGGCGUAUACGCUGGUGUUGAAGGGUCACAUUGCUGUAGCGCGUGCGGUGUUUCCUAAAGGUUCCAGCGGAUUCAUCCUAGACAUUCUCGCGCGUCAGUAUCUGUGGAAAGAAGGAUUGGAUUACCGUCACGGAACCGGACACGGUGUUGGCAGCUUCCUGAAUGUGCACGAGGGACCGAUUGGAAUUGGCACCAGAAUGCAGUACAACGAGGUUCCGUUGGAGGUGGGAAUGCUGAUUUCCAACGAGCCUGGGUACUACGAGGAUGGGCAGUACGGAAUCCGUAUUGAGAACGUGGUGCUUGUGGUCGAAAAGAAAACACCGCACAACUUUGGAGACAAGAAAUACUUCGGAUUCGACACAGUGACAAUGGUGCCGAUGUGUAAGAAGCUGACUGUUGUCGAGAUGCUAGAUGACGAUGAGAAGCAGUGGUUGAACGAAUAUCACGCAGAGGUGUUCAAGAAAACCUCGGGCUAUCUCAAAGGAGAUGAGAUCACUCUUGAGUGGCUCAAGCGGGAGACGGCGGCUAUUUAA
Myxozyma melibiosi is the source of this 1854-nucleotide messenger RNA. RefSeq names its product putative Xaa-Pro aminopeptidase P. Lineage: Eukaryota; Fungi; Ascomycota; Lipomycetes; Lipomycetales; Lipomycetaceae. The record is from RefSeq and is a predicted model, not a curated record. The transcript is spliced from 5 exons. Gene Ontology annotation, molecular function: metalloaminopeptidase activity. Bases 1 to 1854 code for a protein of 617 amino acids.